Molecule: messenger RNA, 3367 nt
Organism: Anguilla rostrata (American eel)
Lineage: Eukaryota; Metazoa; Chordata; Actinopteri; Anguilliformes; Anguillidae
Product: sterile alpha motif domain-containing protein 9-like
Exons: 2
Coding region: 250-3012 (920 amino acids)
Cellular component (GO): cytoplasm
Source: RefSeq, a predicted model, not a curated record
AGCAAGUUGUUUUUAUUUUACUUGCAACUAUGAGGAAACGAAACAAAAUCUUUACUGAGUUAUGUGCAGUAGGAGUGUCUGGGACAGUAUAAAUAAUCUGCAAUCACCCUUCUGAACAUCAGGACUGGUUCCCUAUCACCCCAACCAAUUGGAAACAGACGAAAGAAUCAUUCCCUACUGAAGGAACGUAAGCUAUCUCCCAGCAGCACGUGUCUCAGGGGGCUUGACUGUGACUGUUUAUAAUUGAAAAUGGAAACCGGCAAGUACGUUCCCAAUUCUGAACAAGGCAAUACCUAUUUGGAUACUACCCUGCUAGACUCCCUGCCCUGCCUGGAGAUCUUAUAUGCAAAUGAAUGUGAGACUUUGUCAGUCUGUGAUGACGUUGCAACCAACACAGAGGCCUACUUCUACCGUGGGGGACAGGUCCAGUGGCUCAACUUCUACCUGGCUGAGAAGAGAGCAGGACUGGGUGGGCCACUGAUGUCAUCCUUCAUCACGAGGGACGGACAUGCCAGUGUUGCCAUUGAAGUGAAAAGGCAGAGGCAGAGCCAUCUGAGCUUGUCCUCUGUGAACCUCUUCCACGAGCCAGGCAGUGGGGGGACCACGCUGGCCAUGCAGGUACUGUGGGACUUCCGGAAGAGUCUUCGGUGUGCAGUGCUGAGGGACAGUGAAGCUAAGAUCCAGGAAAUUGCACGCCAGAUCAUUGCCCUCUUCCAGGCGGGAGGGCCAAAGAAUCAGAAUACCGUCCUCCUUCUCAUUGACAACCUGCCCAUGGCAGACAUUCUUCAGAGCAGCCUGGUUCAGUGUAUAGCCAGCAGCAGGGUGGAUGGAAACAUCCCUGUAGUCAUCAUUCUGAACUGCAUCAGAAGUGACCGCCAGUGCAAGGCUGACAUCACCUGUCGCAUGGAGCUCUCGGAUGGUGAAAAGGAUCAAUUUAUUGAGAAGGAGGCCUCGGUGCGCCUGUCCCAUGGACAGAAUUGUGAGGGAUUCCAUGGCUUCAACAUCAUGGGAAACAAUUUUUCGGAGGAGUAUGUGAAGAAAGUGGUCAGCCCUAUCCUGAAUGAUGUGCAACCUUCUGCUAAGAACACCAAACUUCUUUCAGUUUUGGCACUUUUGAACUCCUAUGCCCCUGGAUCCUCGCUGUUAAAGUCAGAGUGCCAGGCCUUCUUGGGACCCCCAGACCCCAUUCAUGGGGGCCCAUCCUUUGAAGAUCGGAUGGAGCCUUUUACAGGACUAUUAGUUACCUUUUCAAGACGAAAGAAUCUGGUCAGUCAAGAUUUUGUCCGAAUGGCUCACCCAUUGAUAGCUACUUACUGCUGUCAGGCCCUUCAGGCUGCUGGAUUGACGUUGGGUCAGACGACAAAGACACUGAUCAAGGAUUUUGACAAGGAACAGAGGGGCAGACCCCUACCACUGACUAUACAUGCCCUGCUGGUGAACAGGACGACAGGGAAGCAGUUUUCUCCCCUUAUUGAGGACCUCAGAAAGAGAAAACCUUUGGACUGUGAGUUCAUUCUUGAGUCAGUUUACAAGAAGUACCUUCGCAAUGCCUUUGUACUGCAGGUCCUGGCCCGUUUCCUUUACCUAAAGAAGCAGGACUAUUCAAAGGCAGAGAAAUGGGCCCGGGAAGCUAAGAGAAUACUACCAAACAACUCCUUCAUUGCAGAUACUUUGGGGCAGCUUCAUAAACACCAUCUGCAGAAGAAUAAGCCUGACAGUCUGUGCUUGCAACUGGAGCUGGUGAAAAGGGCAGUUGCUGCAUUUGAGGAGCAGUGGAAAGUGGCAGAGGGGGAGGAUGAGGCCAGGUCAGAAGAUGCUGGGGGCACAACGCGGAAGUCGUUCUUCUUCAACUGCAGCGGCCUGUUAGGCUUUAUGCAGGUCGCCCGGUUUGUUGUCAUUGACAUGCGCAUAUGCCUUUCUUCCCAGGAAGCCAAAGAGAUGGUCAUGAUGCUGACAGCAAAAGUUGACUUACAAUGCUGCAUGGUCACCAGUAAAACACUCUGGAAAUUUAAGAGCUUGCUUAUUGGCUUCAAGGACAAGGUUGAGAGUACAUUCAGUUUUUUUGAGCGCUUCCUCACAUACUCAGAACGGGACAGGGACCUAUCUUAUACACGUGACAAUGUGACGUCCUGCUAUGUCGCGUUUGCAUUCAUAGAAAAUGAGUUCGGCAGAAAGGGAACAGAUGGGAUUCGCGGAGAACUCAAAAAGAAAACCGCUGCCAGCUUUCCAGGGCUGCUGCACUGUCUGGAGAUGAACAAAACGAUUGAGGAGAUAACAGAGAUCACAAAGAUGUGGAAAGAGGUUGUGCACCCCCCCUCACCUUCUGGGCCCCUCUCAGACACUCUGUGCUACCUGCUUUCAAACAUUGCUCUGAGCUGUGUGGAUCCAGAAUCGGAAGACAUCCUUCCUUUCACAAUCCUGACGUCCAUUCUACACAGCCUGCUAAAGGAGGAGCAUGGCCCAGACCAUGAAACGGAGCUGUAUUUCCUGGCCUUGGUGUUACUGUGGCCAGGCAACAGUGAGAGGAUCCCCACUCAUGUUGAGGGUCAACAAAACAGAAACCCUGGAGAGGAUGACUCUAACCUAAACAUCUAUGUGACAAGGCUGCAAAAGGCCUAUGAGAAGUGCUACCACAGGCACCUUCGCUCGCGUUACAUUCGGCCUCACUUCUUCCUGAGGGAAGGGACGGAGUAUGGCCGGCUGGUCCACUGGUCUACGGUCAAGCGUUGGGUCACAGCCAGUGCCAAGUAUGAUACACAGGAGAGCAGAGCCUUUCACCUGUGGAUAAAUAAAGCAGUCUGGGAAAACGCUCAACUCCUUCGGGUUCAAGGGAUCAUCAAGGACCGAAAAAUGUUUGCCUGUGUUGGUCAGCGGGAGGUUCUGGUCCAUCCUGACAACGUAGCCCAGGUUCGCUCUCCUGGCCGUGUUUCAUUUUACUUGGGAUUCAACAUCAGAGGGCCAGUGGCUUUUGAUAUUCAAUAUUCAUCUGGUCCAGUUCAGCCACCUUUGUAAGACUGACUGCAAAAAAAAAAACAGUCCUGUAGAUACCCCACAACUGACUAAAAUUACACCUGAGACUCAAAAGCAAAGCUUAUUUUCAGAGAUAGAUGCAGAGCCGGUUAAGAUGCGAGGGUUUGUAAAAGUCAAGGUAAACAAAGAAAUGCCCCCUGAUGAUGGUGAUUAUUAGUGAUGCCAGGGAAUUAAAGUCAACCGCCUCAUAUCCUCUCAAAUUGUAUAAAUUGUAAAUUGUAUAGUAUAGUAGCAUUUGGAGGAUCCACUACAUUUUGUCAUUGGAAGAAUUAUGUCAACAUCUAUUUGUAACAUAUAAAAAUACUGAUUAAAAGACAAAUUCAGCAUUCAACAUUAA